Messenger RNA from Terrapene triunguis (Three-toed box turtle), 1836 nucleotides. It is a transcript of the gene DHX32, whose product is annotated as DEAH-box helicase 32 (putative). Gene Ontology annotation, cellular component: spliceosomal complex; intracellular anatomical structure. Lineage: Eukaryota; Metazoa; Chordata; Testudines; Emydidae. Gene Ontology annotation, molecular function: RNA binding. The record is from RefSeq and is a predicted model, not a curated record.
AUGUGCUGUCGCUCCUCUGGCAACACAGCCUCUUCAGUCACCAGCCUCAGUUCCAGUAUCACUUCUUGCCCUUUAUCAGUGGCUGGCUCUCCUCCAGCUGUGCCUGUGAUGCGGGUGGGCAUUUAUAAGGUUGCUAUUGCGGCUCAGCAGAGUUUCAUGCACCAUGGAGGGAAACACUACUUCUCAGAAUUAUUUGAGUCCAGCAAUGGUGACGAAGAAGAGAUGUUAGUAUGUGAAGAAGAUUUAGAGCAUAAUCCUUUUGAUGGCUUACCAUACUCAUCUCAUUAUUACAAACUUUUGAAAGAAAGAGAGGAACUUCCAUUUUGGAGUGAAUAUGCUUCCAUGGAGAGUCUUUGUAAUCAAAUUGUGAUUGUUUCAGGAGAUGCUAAGAGUGGCAAAAGUUCACAGGUUCCCCAAUGGUGUGCUAAGUAUGGUCUUUCUGUCCAUUAUCAACAGGGGAUAGGUGUACACAAGCAGACAGCAAUGUGGCUGGCACUACAUGUAACUGAUGAGAUGGAUGUCAAUACUGGCCAGGAAGUGGGUUAUGUUGUCCCAUUUGAGAGCUGCUGUACCACUGAAACAAUUCAGAGGUCUGAGGGUUUGUUUUUAAUCCCUUUAACGUUGUACGAAUGUCAUUCCUUGAAAUGUUUCAGAGCGGGAUCUAAUUUAAAUCCUGAUCUUGGAGAAUUAGUCCCUGUUUCUCUGGAUCCCAGCCACAAAGAUAUAUUCAAGCCAAAUGAAGAUAAAGAAAAAAAAAUGUGCAAAAAUUACAGAAGAAAAGUGCCAUUAACCAUGAGCUUUGGAGAGUUUUUGGUCUGGAUUCAUACUGUAACCUUUGCAAUUGAUAUUAAUGUGGAGAGAAGAAAUGUAUGCAGUCCUAGAAUCAGGCUGCAUUAUAAGAGAGUCUGCUCUAUCAGUAAAAGCCAAGAAGAUAUGUGCAAGCAAAUUCUGGGCACGUCAUCAUCAGGCAAACUCUUCUGCCUCUACCCUGGAUAAUUUACAUACAAGGAAAUGAAACCAUGCCUGUCAGCCAGAAUACAGGACUCAAAUCUAACUAGCAUGGUUCUUUUUCUGAAGAGAAUGGAUUUAGCAGGCUUAGGCCACUGUGAUCAUGUAGCGUGACCUACUCCUGAAAAUCUGAUGCAGGCUUUAGAAGAUCUUGAUUAUCUGGCACAGGAUAAUGAUGGAAACUUUUUUGAAUUUGGAAUAAUUAGGUCAGAGUUUCCUCAGGAUCCACAGCUGUCAAAGUCCAUUUUAGCUUCAUGUGAAUUUGACUGAAUGCUCACCAUUGCUGCCAUGGUAACAGCCCCCUCCCCCUUUUCUAAAAGCACCUAACAUCCAUCCCCUGGAACAGAGGAGGAUACUCUUACCUGCUGUCAAAAAAUCUUCCACUCCACAGGAGAUCACUAUACUCUUAUCAAUGUCUACAAGGCCUACAAAGAUACCAGCACAAACUCCACAAGUCAAUACUACGAUGUUGAGAAAUGGUGUCAUGAUUAUUUCCUAAGCUGUUCUGCACUGAGGAGGGCAGAAGUUAUCAGAGCUGAACUGGCAGAGAUUGUGAAAUGUAUUGAACUUCCCAUUUCAGAACCUGACUUUGAAUCAAAAGAAAAUACGCUAAGCAUAAAGAAACUUCUCUUAUCUGGUUACUUCAUACAAUUUUUCACUAAAAAAAUACAGAAAAUCAGACUGUACAUUCCCUAUAUCAGAGUGUACCUUCUAUUUGUGGAACUGGCACCUCAAUAAUAUGUUAGCAAUCUGCCUCCUAGUGAAAGCAAGGAGAUUCUGCAGGAAGAUCAUUUAUCACCUGUUUCAACAAUGAAAGAGGAACGCUAA